Molecule: messenger RNA, 990 nt
Organism: Clonostachys byssicola
Lineage: Eukaryota; Fungi; Ascomycota; Sordariomycetes; Hypocreales; Bionectriaceae
Source: the annotation of a GenBank genome assembly
AUGGGCCGGACCCAAGCUUACCUUAUUGCUCUGCUCUUUGCCUCGGGCAGCUGGGCUGCCCCCCAGGGAAAGAGAUCUGUCGACAAAUACGAGAACGAUGACGACCAACCCUUUGACCUUCCUUCUGGCUCAUUUGCCUUCCCCAGCGGAGGAGACUGGCCAACUCCCACUGGCGGUUUCCCCGGCGGUGGUGACUGGCCAACUCCCACUGGUGGUUUCCCCGGCGGAGGCGACUGGCCAACCCCUGGCUUCCCCGGUGGUGGUGAGGGCGGUGACUUCCCUACCCCUACCGGUGGCUUCGGCAGCUUCCCAACUGGCGGUUCCGACGACUCUGAGGACUACUCCCGCCGUCAGGAGGGCGACUACGAGGGCGGUGAUGAGGGCGAGUUCCCUACCCCCUCCGGCGGCUUCGGUGGCCAGCGCCCUACCGGCACUGGCAGCUUCGGCGGUAGCCGUCCUACUCGCACUCCCGGCCAUGGCCACCACAGUGGACGUCCUACUGGUACUCCCACCGGUGGCUUCGGCGGUAGCUUCCCUACUGGCUCUCCCGACGACAGCGAGUCCAGCGGCAAGAACGCUAGUGACGACUACGAGGGUGGUGACGACGAGUCUGGCGAGUUCCCUACCCCUACCGGCGGCUUCGGUGGUGAGCGUCCUACCGGCACUGGCAGCUUCGGCGGCAGCCGUCCUACCCGCACUCCUGGCCAUGGCCACCACAGCGGACGUCCUACUGGUACUCCCACUGGCGGUUUCGGCGGCGGUCGUCCCACUGGCACUCCCGGCGCUGGCCACGGUGGCGAUGACGAUGGUGAGCGUCCUACUGGCACCUUCGGCGGCGACCGUCCCACUGGUACUCCCGAGGGCGGCGAUGGUAGCUUCCCUACCGAGGCUCCCACCGGCGGCUCCGGCGACGACUUCCAGAGCGGCUUCAGGCAUUCGUUGAAAUACGGAGGAUCGAGGAUUUCGGGAUAUGGAUUUGGUGUCUUUUAA